Molecule: messenger RNA, 1965 nt
Organism: Mesocricetus auratus (golden hamster)
Lineage: Eukaryota; Metazoa; Chordata; Mammalia; Rodentia; Cricetidae
Gene: Pah
Product: phenylalanine hydroxylase
Exons: 13
Coding region: 46-1407 (453 amino acids)
Biological process (GO): L-phenylalanine catabolic process; L-tyrosine biosynthetic process
Molecular function (GO): iron ion binding; phenylalanine 4-monooxygenase activity
Source: RefSeq, a predicted model, not a curated record
GAGCCUGCUGCCAGGAGCUAGAGACCUCACUUACUGGGAGUCAGCAUGUCAGCUGUGGUCCUGGAGAACCCAGUGCUGAGCAGAAAACUCUCAGACUUUGGGCAGGAAACAAGUUAUAUUGAAGACAACUCCAACCAAAAUGGAGCCGUGUCACUGCUAUUUUCACUCAAAGAGGAAGUCGGUGCCCUAGCCAAGGUCUUGCGUUUGUUUGAGGAGAAUGACAUCAACCUGACUCACAUUGAAUCCAGACCUUCUCGUGUAAACAAAGAUGAGUACGAGUUUUUCACGCAUCUGGACAAACGUAGCAAGCCUGCUUUGGGCAGCAUCAUCAAGAGCUUGCGGCAUGACAUUGGUGCCACUGUCCAUGAGCUUUCCCGAGACAAGGAGAAGAACACAGUGCCCUGGUUCCCAAGGACCAUUCAAGAGCUGGACAGGUUCGCCAAUCAGAUUCUCAGCUAUGGAGCAGAGCUGGACGCAGACCACCCGGGCUUUAAAGAUCCUGUGUACCGGGCAAGACGAAAGCAGUUUGCUGACAUUGCCUACAACUACCGCCAUGGGCAGCCCAUCCCUCGGGUGGAGUACACAGAAGAAGAGAAGAAGACCUGGGGGACAGUGUUCAAGACGCUGAAGGCCUUGUAUAAAACGCAUGCCUGCUACGAGCACAACCACAUUUUCCCACUUCUGGAAAAGUACUGCGGGUUCCGUGAAGACAACAUUCCCCAGCUGGAAGAUGUUUCUCAGUUUCUUCAGACCUGUACUGGUUUCCGCCUCCGACCUGUUGCUGGCUUACUGUCCUCUCGAGAUUUCUUGGGUGGCCUGGCCUUCCGAGUCUUCCACUGCACACAAUAUAUCAGGCAUGGGUCUAAGCCCAUGUACACACCUGAACCUGACAUUUGUCAUGAACUGCUGGGACAUGUGCCCCUGUUUUCAGAUCGCAGCUUUGCCCAGUUUUCCCAGGAAAUCGGGCUUGCUUCUCUGGGUGCACCUGAUGAAUACAUCGAGAAACUAGCCACAAUUUACUGGUUUACUGUGGAGUUUGGGCUCUGCAAGGAAGGAGAUUCCAUCAAGGCAUAUGGUGCGGGGCUUCUGUCAUCCUUUGGUGAAUUACAGUACUGUUUAUCAGACAAGCCAAAACUCCUGCCCCUGGACCUAGAGAAGACAGCCUCACAGGAGUACAACGUCACAGAGUUCCAGCCCCUAUACUACGUAGCAGAGAGUUUCAAUGACGCCAAGGAGAAAGUGAGGGCCUUUGCUGCCACAAUCCCCCGGCCUUUCUCGGUUCGCUAUGACCCCUACACUCAAAGGGUUGAGGUCCUGGACAACACUCAACAGCUGAAGAUUUUGGCUGACUCCAUCAACAGUGAGUUUGGAAUCCUUUGCAGUGCCCUGCAGAAAAUAAAGACAUGAACAGAAAAUGAUGUCACGGGUAGAACUUGAGAGGUCAAUCAAAAUUCUGCUGAUAGAAAUAUAAUAACUGCUUCCUCAUCUAAAGAGAAAAAUCUUUAAUUUGAUAUGUCGGCUUUUAUUACUUAAUGCUAACACAGUGGAGCAUCACCAAAUGAAUAAAAAUUCUCUUAAAGUGUAUUAAACCCUCUCAGGGUAACUCAGAAUCAUCUUUGAUUUAGACAUCUCAUACAUUCAAUUUAGAUUAAAAUGUAAUUUCUCACCUCUCAUCAAUAUUCAUCAAAUUUGUGACCCUUAUAAUUCAUGAUUCAUUUAUUUGUUUUUGCCUUCCAGGUAAGAUGUAAAGGAAUAUGUUAUAUGGCUUAGUGUGAAACAUAAGAUUGUCCUCAUGAAUGAAUUAUUCAGUUCAGUACAAAUCUCAAACUGUGAAGCUUAGCUUCUAUGUUCAUCCACUAUGGCUCUGAGAACUGAUUCAUUAUCCUGCCUCUGUAAAUCUCCUCUUAUUUGAGACUCUAUCAAGAUAGUUACAAGCAAUAAAGUUUUAGAUCAUUGUACAAAACA